AUGCCAGCCUCCGAGGCCGCGGCGGUUAGCGGUUCCACGACCUCAGUUGGGUUGGAUGCGAAAACGGCGGUCCUAGAAGUGGUGUUCGCAAGUGGGCAAGAUAUAUUUGACCCAUCGGAGACAGCUCAGGUUGCCCAGGAUCUAAAUCCAGGAAAGCAACUCCAUGUUGGUUGUGUUGCAAGGUAUCUUCCGACGGAGGAGGGCUCAGGAGGUGGUUUAGAAGCAGGCUUACGAUUGAGAACGAUAAACAUCGGCCGGGCUGUAAAAUGGAACCCGGAGCUGGCUCCUUGGUAUUCCAUAUCCGAUGAUAUAGGUCAUAUUGACCGAUGA
This is a messenger RNA of Histoplasma mississippiense, 330 nucleotides long. RefSeq lists its product as hypothetical. NCBI's taxonomy places the organism in Eukaryota, Fungi, Ascomycota, Eurotiomycetes, Onygenales, Ajellomycetaceae. The transcript has 4 exons. The record is from RefSeq and is a predicted model, not a curated record. Bases 1 to 330 code for a protein of 109 amino acids.